AUGGAUAUGAAAUUAAAAGUUAUACUUGCUAUACUACUUGUGUUGAAAAUCUCACAGGUAUACACACAAGAAGCAGGUGAUUCAGCAGUGAACGUUAAUGCUGCUAACGCUAAUCUUAUUAGUAAGCGAGCAGCAUCUACUUGUGGCGGUAACUGUCUUAGUAUGAAUUGUCCUUCAUGUCCAUGUGGUAGAAAUCGAAACAUACAAAAUCCAGCGGUGGUGUGCCGUCGGUACAACGGAUGGAGCCAAUCUUGUUGUCGAUGUAUUAUUAAAAUGACGUCAAAUGGAAAUGCAAAUGCAGUGCGUUAUUAUAAAGUUGGAGUGCGCAAGAAUACAUACGACGUUGGUUUAUUUGGAAUUCAUGAGAGCCAGUGGCAUUCAUGUAACAAUGGCACAGCACCGUGUGGUGUUACACAAAACUUGAACUGUGCUGAAGCAGUUUGGAAAGCGAAAAGUCACUUUUCACAAUGGACAGCCUUCGCAGCCUGUCGAAAACAAAAACAAUGCUAA
This is a messenger RNA of Rotaria sp. Silwood2, 510 nucleotides long. The record is from the annotation of a GenBank genome assembly. NCBI's taxonomy places the organism in Eukaryota, Metazoa, Rotifera, Eurotatoria, Philodinida, Philodinidae.